Exophiala bonariae is the source of this 2430-nucleotide messenger RNA. RefSeq lists its product as uncharacterized. The transcript has 2 exons. The record is from RefSeq and is a predicted model, not a curated record. Gene Ontology annotation, cellular component: cytosol. The coding region runs from base 1 to 2430 and encodes 809 amino acids. Gene Ontology annotation, molecular function: oligopeptidase activity; serine-type endopeptidase activity. Gene Ontology annotation, biological process: proteolysis. Lineage: Eukaryota; Fungi; Ascomycota; Eurotiomycetes; Chaetothyriales; Herpotrichiellaceae.
AUGGCAGACCUAAAGAUACCGCUGGCUCGCCGUUCAUCUACGAUAGGUACUUUCGUUAGCGCUCAAAAUGGCACGGUCACGGUGCCCAAUCCUUACGACUGGCUCGAAGACACCACCAGUGCCGAGACUGUUUCCUUCAUCGAGGCUCAGAAUGCCGCCUUUGCAUCGUAUCUUGACGAUGAAACACUUGGGCCCGCGAAGCAGCGCCUGGCGAGCAGUAUGGCGGCUAUGGGGAAGUUGACCAUCUUUCCAGGUGUGCCGCAGAGUCUCGGAGACGAGAAUGGGGAGUAUAUCAUCAGAACGAUGGGCCGCGGACGGGAGUUUGGCGUCUCAUAUCGGGUCGGCAAAGCGGCUCUCCUGGGAAAGUCCACUGCUACUAAUGCUCAGACCGAUCAAAACGGAAUUCAAAGCCCAAAAAUCUUCUACGAUGAAGCCACAUACAGCUCCAUUUUGACUGCUUCGUCUCUCAGUCCGAGUGGUAGUUUCUGGGCCUUCACAACCAGCGACUCUGGGUCGGACUGGGGUAUUAUUCGUGUUAAGGAUACUCACAAUGGGAAGAUCCUACCUGAUGAAGUCCGCGGUACCAAAUUUGCCAGCAAAAAUUGCAGCACCAUCCCCUGGCUCAGAGACAGGGGCUUCUUUUACACCUACUACCCUAAUGGCAGGCCACAUAGAAAUCGUGAUGUGGUGAAAGCAGUGCCACCUCAGCUCCGUUUCCAUAUCCUUGGGACAGAGCAGGCGGUGGAUGAGGUCGUGUAUGAAGAUGUAAAUCAUCCUGGGUAUUCGAUCAAGGCGAGUAUGUCGAUGGACGCAAGAACGGUGUUUCUCGAAGUGUACGAUCAAGGUAGAGGAUGCCAGAUCUGGUAUGCCAGCAUUGAUAUCGACGGAUUAAAUAAGAGUGUUGGUGCUGCUCCAAAUGAGAAUAAAAAGCUCGGUCUGAAAUUUCAUGGACUCGUGUCGGAUCGCUUUGAUACUGAGCUGGAAUACAUUGGCUCUUCUCCUGAUGAUUCAAGCGUGCACUUUUUCUGGACCACAGAGUCGAAUGGUAAGGUUGUCGCAUACAGCCCUCACGACAAAGACAAGGGUAUGCCUCUCCGCGAAAUCAUAGGCCCUCGAGAGCACGAGACUUUGAAGUUCGCACGCCUCUUAUCUGAUGGAGACAUACUGACCGUGCGCUCUGUCGAUGUUCGAGACCAAAUCCAGAUCUUCUCGUCACGGACAGGUGCGAGUCUCACGACUGUGUCAGGUGAUAAACUACCUAUGUGGACGAUCUUGGACGUGUCCUUUGAUCCCUCAACGCACACUCUAUUCUUACUUGAGUCAGCGUUCACGCAUCCGCCCCAACUGUGGUACACUCGAGUUUCUCCUUCCGUUGCAGCUACUGUAGGCGAUAGAGAAGGACGUGUAGCAACCGCUGUCGGUGACUUCAAGCUCUUGUCCCUCUUCCUCGAAGACAAAUCAUUCAACCAACACUCCUCCGUCAAAGCAGCAACGGCAACGAUAUCACCGCCACAAUCCCUCUCAACGACUCAAAUGUUCUACCACUCGACCGACUUAACCACUAUCCCCAUGUUUCUCACAUCUUUGUCACCCAGGACUUCUAAUCCCUCACCCACGCCAUACUUAGGCCCUGUGUUGCUAUACAUCUACGGCGCCUUCGGAUUAACAGUAAUACCCCACUUCCGGUCUGAUUUCAUCACAUUCCUGCGCGUGUUCCGGGGCUCCACGCUUGCGGUUGCAAACAUCCGUGGUGGUGGCGAAUACGGAACGGAGUGGCACCACGCGGCGCAGAAGCUGAGGCGGCAGCGUCUUUUCGACGAUGUUAUAUGCGCGGCGGAACAGCUCCAUCGGAACGCCAACUCCAGGUCAGGAACGGCAGUAAGGAGAAAAGUCAUCCUCAUGGGCGAAAGCAUGGGCGGCCUCAACGCCGCGAGCGUCAUGACGCAGCGCCCAGAUCUAUUCGACGCCGUGCUUCUAAACGCCGGCGUUCUGGACGUGCUGAAUCGAAAGCGCAUGGCAGGUACAGACCGCGGGGUGCAGGAGAUCGGGGACGUCAAUGAAGGCGUGGAGAGCGAUUUCAUCCGCUCAUGGACGCCACUUGAACGUAUUCUUUCCUUACCAAAAGAUGAGGCUAAAGGCGAGGUCGAGAAGAUAGUUUACCCUCCAGUCCUCCUGACCGCGGGUGAUGAAGACGACUUGGUCAAGCCAUCACACAGCCUGAAGAUGGCGGCAGCGUUGCAAUAUCAUCAGCAUCGGGACCGCGCUGCUGAUCGAGGUACACCAGCAGCAACACAUGUUAGAAUUAUCAAGAACCUCGGCCACGGGGGCAACAUCUCGGCCAAGCAAAAGGCCGUCGUAAGCGUCGAGCGGUGGCUGUGGGUGAAGAAAACUUUGGGGUUGGAGGUGGAUGUAGAUUCCAACCGGGAUUAA